AUGGCGAAGAGCGCGUCUGAGGUUGGAGGCUUGCGCACUGAGGUUGCCAUUCAUGACCAAGAGCCGAAGAUGGAGUUCCACCGUCCAAUGGAAGGGUCAUGCACAGUACAGACGAGCGAGUCCUAUGACGGGUCUGAUGAAGCCCAAGUCCUGGCUGACUGCAGCAAGACCAGAAGGGAGACUAUGGAAGUUAGCGAUGGUGAUGAACAUCAUGAAGAAAGAGACGAAUUGGAAACGUACCCUGCUGGAUGGAAGCUGGCAGCGAUUGUGGUCGGUUUGUGUCUCGCGUGUAUUCUGGUCGCAUUGGACAAUACAAUCAUGGCCACUGCAAUCCCCAAGAUCACUGAGCAGUUCAACUCCCUGGAUGAUGUUGGGUGGUAUGGCAGUGCCUUCCUGCUCACGACCUGCAGUGUGAGCCUACUCUAUGGCAAGCUAUACACAUUCUUUUCCAUCAAAUGGGUAUAUCUCGCGGCGCUUAGCUUGUUUGAGCUGGGUUCAUUGCUCUGUGGCAUCACUCCCAACUCCGUGGGGUUGAUCAUCGGGCGCGCCAUCGCGGGUGUUGGGGCCGGCGGAAUCUUCUCAGGGUCAAUGCUGAUUAUCGCGCAGUCAGCACCGAUCCGCCAAAGACCUAUAUUCACUGGGGUUCUGACCGCAAUAUAUGGCAUUGCUGGUAUUGCCGGGCCGCUGAUUGGGGGCGCACUCACCGACCGUGUGAGCUGGAGGUGGUGCUUCUAUAUCAAUCUACCCCUUGGAGGUCUCACAUGUCUCUUCCUUCUGUUCCUUUACGAGGCUAAGAAGCCCGUGAAAGCUGCGACUGGCCUACAAGACAUUAUCAUGCAGCUAGACCCGCUGGGGCUCUUGUUCUUCCUGCCGGCUAUGAUCUGCCUCUUGCUUGCCUUGCAAUAUGGCGGCACCAAGUUUCCCUGGGAUAGCAGAGAGGUGAUAGCGCUCUUCGUCAUCUUUGGUGUGCUACUCACUGUCUUCAUCAUUUCGCAAUGGUGGCGGCAGGAUCGCGCCACUAUCCCGCCUCGUCUCAUCAUGAACCGGAAUCUGCCCAUAUGGUUUCAAAACGUCAAAGGCGUUUCGGCGACAAAAUCCGGCAUUCUCAACUUGCCUAUGCUGCUGGGAACAACAAUCUGUUCAGUUCUGGCCGGAGGCAUUGUGAGCGCUUUAGGCUACUACCUGCCGUUUGUCUACUUUGCAACCAUCGUCACCACCGUUGCCGGUGGACUACUCACCACCUUGCAGGUCGACUCGGGUCACUCCAAAUAUCUAGGAUAUCAAGCCCUCUACGGUAUUGGGCUGGGAGCAGGGAUGUCACAGCCCUUGAUGGCCGUUCAGGCCGCUGUGGCUCGAGCCGACAUGCCCAGUGCCACUGUGAUUGUCAUGUUCAUGCAGUCCCUCGGAGGAGCUGUGUUUGUGUCGGCCGCACAGAAUCUGUUUCAUAACAGACUGUUAGAAAAUUUGACCGAAAUCCCUGGGGUUGAUGCAAACAAGGUGAUGGAGGCUGGUGCCACAAUGAUCCGGAGUGUUGUUUCAAAAGAGGCCUUGCCCAAAGUGCUGGAAGCAUACAGCUCUGCAAUCACGUAUGCGUUCUAUAUUGCUGUUGCCUUUUCAGGUCUCUCUCUCUUUGGCGCUUUACCUAUGCAGUGGCUGAGUUUGAACAAAAAGAAAACCUGA
This is a messenger RNA of Penicillium diatomitis, 1680 nucleotides long. RefSeq names its product MDR family MFS transporter. Gene Ontology annotation, biological process: transmembrane transport. The coding region runs from base 1 to 1680 and encodes 559 amino acids. Gene Ontology annotation, cellular component: membrane. Lineage: Eukaryota; Fungi; Ascomycota; Eurotiomycetes; Eurotiales; Aspergillaceae. The record is from RefSeq and is a predicted model, not a curated record. Gene Ontology annotation, molecular function: transmembrane transporter activity. The transcript is spliced from 3 exons.